This is a messenger RNA of Aegilops tauschii subsp. strangulata, 303 nucleotides long. Lineage: Eukaryota; Viridiplantae; Streptophyta; Magnoliopsida; Poales; Poaceae. The record is from RefSeq and is a predicted model, not a curated record.
AUGCUACCGCGCCGCCGGGAAAGUUCGGGCUACCACGACGUCCGUGCGCGCCCCUCCGGCGCCUUCUCAGCCGAGAUCCAGUCUGAUGAGAUGCGCCUCGGCCUUGGCAUAUUCGACACCGCCCACGAGGCCGCCCGCGCGUACAACGCGGCGGCGUGGCGCCUCUGGCGGCCUCGUAGGGAGAUGAACGUCCCUGAGGUGGCGACAUGGGAGCAGGCGCGGGAGCUCGCGCCUCCCCACGGCUUGUCAUCGCGAGGACCGUCGCGACAACCGAAGGCGGGAGCGCCGCCCCGGCAUCGCUGA